This is a messenger RNA of Suillus plorans, 483 nucleotides long. RefSeq lists its product as uncharacterized. NCBI's taxonomy places the organism in Eukaryota, Fungi, Basidiomycota, Agaricomycetes, Boletales, Suillaceae. The record is from RefSeq and is a predicted model, not a curated record. The transcript has a single exon. The coding region runs from base 1 to 483 and encodes 160 amino acids.
AUGCAUCGGAGAGAAUGGCAUGGGGACAGUGGUACCGGUACAGGCUCGUGUUUUGGUAUACCUGGAGACGAGAGGCUGGGGACAGUGGUACUGGUACAGGCUCGUGUUUUGGUAUACCUGGAGACGACAGAGGCUGGGGACAGUAGUACCGGUACAGGCUCGUGUUUUGGUAUACCUGGAGACGAGAGGCUGGGGACAGUGGUACUGGUACAGGCUCGUGUUUUGGUAUACCUGGAGACGAGAGGCUGGGGACAGUGGUACCGGUACAGGCUCGUGUUUUGGUAUACCUGGAGACGAGGCUGGGGACAGUGGUACCGGUACAGGCUCAUGUUUUGGUAUACCUGGAGACGAGAGGCUGGGGACAGUGGUACCGGUACAGGCUCGUGUUUUGGUAUACCUGGAGAUGACGAUGCUGAUGGGUGGUUGAACUUGAACACCGAAAAUGAAAAAAGGCCUGAUCCCAGUCAUAUACAGCAGCCAUAG